AAAUUAAUGUUGUCUGCGGAGGGGGGACCAGCGAGGGUGAACGCGGGUUCUCUUGGAGUUGGUUUUUUGAGCGAAGUGGUUGAACAUCUCACUUGUGCAGGGCGCCGGCUGUAGCAAGUAUUUGGCAGGAGAGGGCAAUAGGGAACCGUCUUCCUGUGCUCAGGAGCAGAGGCACGGGAUCCAUGGCCGCCAAAACAAACAGCCGAGUGCCGGGUCUGCUGUCUCCCGUCGCUGAGUGUCGUCUUCAGAGGCAGAAGAUUUACCUGGGCUAGUCCCAAGGAUGUGGUUAGGAGAGCAGUAACAUGGAAGAACCCAAGCUAGUACUUAAAAGAAAUGGCACCUCGUAAGGGCAAGGAGAAGAAGGAGGAGCAGGUCAUCAGCUUGGGACCGCAGGUGGCUGAAGGAGAGAAUGUGUUCGGUGUCUGCCACAUCUUUGCUUCCUUCAAUGACACUUUUGUCCACGUGACUGAUCUCUCUGGCAAGGAAACCAUCUGCCGUGUGACCGGUGGGAUGAAGGUGAAGGCGGACAGAGAUGAGUCCUCUCCCUACGCAGCCAUGCUGGCAGCCCAGGACGUUGCCCAGAGGUGCAAAGAGCUGGGCAUCACCGCCCUGCACAUCAAACUACGUGCAACUGGGGGGAACAGGACCAAGACUCCUGGACCUGGUGCUCAGUCAGCCCUGAGAGCUCUGGCCCGCUCUGGGAUGAAGAUUGGCCGCAUUGAGGAUGUCACCCCCAUCCCCUCCGACAGCACUCGCAGGAAGGGUGGUCGCCGUGGACGUCGUCUGUAAACAGCGCUGCAUCUUCUGUUUAUUAAAGCUCUCUUAAACCUCUG
Pipra filicauda (Wire-tailed manakin) is the source of this 833-nucleotide messenger RNA. RefSeq names its product ribosomal protein S14 (gene RPS14). NCBI's taxonomy places the organism in Eukaryota, Metazoa, Chordata, Aves, Passeriformes, Pipridae. Gene Ontology annotation, biological process: maturation of SSU-rRNA from tricistronic rRNA transcript (SSU-rRNA, 5.8S rRNA, LSU-rRNA); ribosomal small subunit assembly; translation. Gene Ontology annotation, cellular component: cytosolic small ribosomal subunit; ribosome. Gene Ontology annotation, molecular function: small ribosomal subunit rRNA binding; mRNA 5'-UTR binding; structural constituent of ribosome. Bases 334 to 789 code for a protein of 151 amino acids. The transcript is spliced from 5 exons. The record is from RefSeq and is a predicted model, not a curated record.